Messenger RNA from Sander lucioperca (pikeperch), 1131 nucleotides. RefSeq names its product vomeronasal type-2 receptor 26-like. NCBI's taxonomy places the organism in Eukaryota, Metazoa, Chordata, Actinopteri, Perciformes, Percidae. The transcript has 3 exons. Gene Ontology annotation, molecular function: G protein-coupled receptor activity. Bases 1 to 1131 code for a protein of 376 amino acids. Gene Ontology annotation, cellular component: membrane. Gene Ontology annotation, biological process: G protein-coupled receptor signaling pathway. The record is from RefSeq and is a predicted model, not a curated record.
AUGUCCAAGAAAUUCACGGAAGACGCAAGAAAAGUGGGAACUAAGUACAAUGGUGCUUUUUCACUGAUGUUCAUGAGCUCAUCUCUGUUGAAAGAGCUCCGGGUUCCUGUGUCAGUGUGCACGGCCAGCUGUUCUCCAGGAACUCGUAAAGUGCUGCAGAAAGGAAAACCCAUCUGCUGUUAUGAUUGUUUACCGUGUCCUGAGGGAGAGAUUAGCAAUGCUACAGAUUCCCCUGAUUGUUUCCCUUGCCCCAAGGAGUUCUGGCCUAAUGCAGAGAGAGACACUUGUCUCCCCAAGCCUGUAGAGUUUCUUUCCUACAACGAGAUCCUAGGAAUCAUCCUGGCUGCAUUCUCAGUUGGUGGCGCCUGUCUGGCCAUUAUAACAGCGGCUGUGUUCUAUCGUCACAGGACAUCCCCCAUUGUCAGGGCCAACAACUCUGAGCUGAGCUUCCUGCUGCUCUUCUCCCUGACUCUAUGUUUCUUAUGUUCAUUAACUUUCAUUGGAGCACCCUCUGAGUGGUCCUGCAUGCUGCGCCACACAGCGUUUGGGAUCACCUUCGUCCUCUGUAUGUCUUGUGUUCUUGGAAAAACAAUAGUAGUGUUAAUGGCCUUCAGAGCUACACUCCCAGGUAGUAAUGUGAUGAAAUGGUUUGGUCCUCCACAGCAAAGAAUAACUGUAGUGUCUUUCACGUUUAUUCAAGUUUUAAUAUGUACUAUUUGGUUAGUUCUUAGUCCCCCUUUUCCAAUGAAAAACCUAACCAUAUACAAAAAGAGAAUCAUCCUGGAGUGUGCAUUAGGCUCAGCUGUUGGGUUCUGGACUGUGCUCGGGUACAUAGGCCUACUGGCUGUCUUUUGCUUUGUGUUAGCUGUCCUAGCUCGGAAAUUACCUGAUAAUUUUAAUGAAGCCAAGCUCAUCACCUUCAGCAUGCUGAUAUUCUGUGCAGUCUGGAUCACAUUUAUCCCUGCAUAUCUCAGCUCUCCUGGGAAAUUUACUGUGGCUGUGGAGAUAUUUGCCAUUCUGGCCUCCAGUUUUGGAUUAAUACUGUGUAUAUUUGCUCCAAAGUGUUUCAUCAUUUUGGUUAAGCCAGAGAAGAACACCAAGAAAUAUUUAAUGAACAAAAAUCAAUCCUAA